UAUUGUGUAAUGAGGGUGAUUUAUUUAUUUAUCCCUUAUCCCCGCUGUCUGUGCACCUGGCUAGCUAGCGCAGCUAACAGCAAAAGGCAUGUAUCAAAUGUAAGGGUUAUGGAGACCGCAAAUUAGCUGUAUUUAAAAUGACUUUAUCAUAGCCUUAAAAUACGGGGCCCAGGGCCUCUAUGCACCAGGUAAAAAUAUACACGUUGGCUUAAAACGGCAUGGCUAAUAAUAGCUAGCAUAUCUGCUCACUGUAACGUUAACGUUGCUUGCAAGGACGGGCUUGAUAUUUGAUAUCUUGCGGCUUCGGCGGACAUGCUUGUUUUGGCUACUGUAGGCUACAGUUUCAGUCAGUGCUGUCAGACAUAUCGUUAGGGCAUUGUAAUUAGCUCCCUCUAUUUUAAGAGGUGAAGUUGGCAUAUGUCACUGAUGUUACCUGCUGAAUGGCGUUUAGCUAGCUACAUUUUGCUUGCGAACUUGGAUUCCUCGGGCAGGACGAGUAAAUGACAUGUUGUCUUAAAGACAGUGAUUGGCAUACUGAUUUCCGCAUCCAUGAGUUGAUUAACUUGCUUUUCCCCGGUCAUUCCUCGAGUCAGCUGCAAUUCCAUUUUUGCCAAAAUGCCUCAAAAACUACUGAAAAGUACCCACUACAUAGAACUUGGGAGCUACCAGUAUUGGCCAGUGCUUAUCCCAAGGGGGAUUCGCCUGUACACAUAUGAACAAAUACCGAUGUUUUUGAAGGAGAAUCCGUACAUCACAGAUGGAUACAGAGCACACCUGCCGUCUAAGCUUUGCUUAAGGAGUAUAUUCAUGCUCUCCAACGAGACGGUAAACAUCUGGAGUCACCUGCUGGGGUUCCUCUUGUUCUUCUUACUGGGGGUGAACGAUAUGUCCACAGUCCUACCAGCCUCAGGGGCCUCCAGGGAAGACUAUGUCAUCUACGCAAUAGGGCUCUUCUGCUUUCAGGUGUGCAUGCUUUGUUCAGUGGGCUACCACCUGUUCUGCUGUCAUCGCUCUGAGAAGACCUGUCGCCGCUGGCUGGCACUGGACUAUGCUGGCAUCUCCAUAGGCAUUCUAGGCUGCUAUGUACCCGGAGUUUUUUACGCAUUCUACUGCAACAGUUUCUGGCGUCAGGUGUACCUGGUGGUGGUGCUGGCGCUGAUCCUGGCUGUGUUCAGUGCUCAGGUGCACCCGCUCUACCUCAGCCAGGACUGGAAGCUACUGCGCUCGGCGCUCUUCUGCUCCGUGGCCGCCUUCGGCGUGCUGCCCGCCUGCCACUGGGUCUGGCUCAACGGUGGCUUUGGCACCGAGGUUGUACAGGCGUUUUUCCCCCGGGUGAUGAUCAUGUAUCUGAUUGCUGCCUCUGCAUUUAUGUUCUACAUCACCAAAAUCCCAGAACGCUACUUCCCAGGUCAUGUAAACUACCUAGGGGCCAGUCACCAAGUUUGGCACAUCCUGGUGGUGCUUAUGUUCUACUGGUGGCACCAAACUGCCAUCUACAUCAUGACCUACCGCCACAGGAACCAGUGCCCAGUAUACACAGCCAGUGGGUAGAACACAAGGAUCCAGUACGGUUCUCCAAGGGCAUGGGUCCACACCUACAAGGUCCUGCUUUUGAUUAAACAGUGAAGCCAGUCCAACAAAUCAUUAUCACCGACAGUGUUCUUAUGACUAAGAAUUUGAGAACUGUUUGUUGAAAGAAAUGAAAUGAAAGAAACACACAUGUUGUACUAUGUAAGCCUCGUAUCAAGAGAGCUGGAUGAACAAUCGGACAUGGGGGCGGUCACUGCGGGGCUGCGCUGAGCCAAACACUGCAGCACAGCGUGGGGCCAGAACACUAGCACACAAACUGCUGCCUAGACUAGAGCAAAGAGAAUACACACACACACACACCUCUUACACACAGCCUAGCCAAGCACAUAUCUGCUCUAUGCUAACUAUAACAAAAAAUCUGAAAGCUGCAUGGAAAUAUAUUAUUGCACUGGUGAAACCUGGAUGGUAGCCAGGAAACGUGUUGACUUUUUUUUUUUUUUUUUUCAAAUAUCAGUUUCUUUUCCUGUUUCUUUUAUAUGUGUGCAUGUACUGCCUGAAUUAUCUCUAAUUUGCCUUGGAAACAUGAACAAACUUGCAAUGUCCAAUGCAUCCUCUCAUAUGCCCUCCUGUCUGAACAAAAGUUUUUUUUUUUUCUCUGAGAAUGUUUUGUUAUUUUAUGACGCACCCUUCUUCCAACUUCAUCCCUUUUCUCCUGCAUUACUGAUACUCUGAGCCUUUGUUUUUGAUGGAAUGCAAUUUAAGGUACUGUAUUUUUUUCUGGUAUUUUAUUCCUCUUAUGUGGUAGAUAGCGUUUCAUUAAGUAUGUAUACGCACAUUAUUGCCAUGUAUCGCAGGUCAAUGGAGUCGCUGGAUCAAUGUUACAAGUCAUAUCAUAUAAGACGAAAUGCACAAGGGAAAAGCAGUGGGGAAACUGAACAUGUAUGCUAUUGAAUUUCUGCUUCCCCACUUGCUGAAGGUUUAUCUUGGGUAGGGCCAGUACCACUUCUAUUGCUCUGGUUUGACAAUGAAUGAGAUCAUGGCAGUCACUGUAGUUGCUGCAGCGUGAUCUGAUUUUGUUCACACUUUUCUUUUUUCAGAUGUCCUUUUUUACUUGACAAUAUUAACUGCUGUCUCUGCCUGUGUUCUCUUUGCCUUUUCAGUUUGGUUGGUUUGAUGUCUGUAAUAUACAUUUGGAAUGAUCUGAGUAUCUUUGAAUGCUGACAAUAAAUAAAUAAAGGGCAUUUGUUUCAA
Molecule: messenger RNA, 2781 nt
Organism: Alosa sapidissima (American shad)
Lineage: Eukaryota; Metazoa; Chordata; Actinopteri; Clupeiformes; Clupeidae
Gene: paqr3b
Product: progestin and adipoQ receptor family member IIIb
Exons: 6
Coding region: 616-1551 (311 amino acids)
Cellular component (GO): membrane
Molecular function (GO): signaling receptor activity
Source: RefSeq, a predicted model, not a curated record